Messenger RNA from Filobasidium floriforme, 4620 nucleotides. RefSeq lists its product as uncharacterized. The record is from RefSeq and is a predicted model, not a curated record. Bases 133 to 4440 code for a protein of 1435 amino acids. The transcript has 13 exons. Lineage: Eukaryota; Fungi; Basidiomycota; Tremellomycetes; Filobasidiales; Filobasidiaceae.
GUGCAAGGUUCGCAAGGACAGGCUCAAGAAAGCUCUGGGACGUACACAGAGGAUAAGGCCGCGAUAGCUUGCUGAACAGAAGCCCUUCGAGAUACUCGAUUGGGACCGAUCUCUGUGGAGGGCGAAACAGUCAUGGUCGUCACCGUGCAGUUACCAGACUAUCUGCAAACCAGCUCGGCACUUAUCAAGGCCCUCAAAGCCUCGUCAGAUCCUCCUCAAACUGGAUGGCCUUCCAAGAUCGAGAUAGCUCAGCAGGCAAAGGAUCGUGACGAUUUCUUCCUCUACAGGAAAGAGUCGCUCUUACGGGAAUGGGUGAUCGAGGAGUUUGGCAAGGUUCGAGGAGCAAAACUGACAUCACUGCAUAUCAGAUCUUCUUUCAAUCCUCUGUUAGAUUACCGUUAUCAUGAAUUGCUCGAAUCUCUUUCCGUGCAGAAAGAUGCGUCUGUCCCGUUAGCUACUCCUAUUCAGGCCCUCUUGCACGGGUUCUUCUCUGCAUUACGCGCCAACAUUCACAAGAUAGAAGCCCUGGACCGACUUAUCGAAACCGCAUCUCGGAGCUUCCACGGCCUUCUCUCGACCGUUCGUGCCGAUCAAUCGGCUACAGCAGGCAAGGCAGAAGGAUGGCUCGACAUUUUGGGACUCGCGUUGACCUGGGUCGACAAGGAGAACGUCAAAGGUUGUCUCGUCCCCGUCGAGCGAUUACUCAGGGCGAUAGGUACGGAACUUGUUGUGUCUUUGGACGUAGCACAAAAUAGGAAAAAGAUCACUUCUUCGGUGCAGCCGCUGGCGCCGGCUUUAUUAGCAGUUUGGGAAUCCAACGUGUCCAUGCGGGAAGCACUAGAAGAUCCCCUCAAGGCUCUGGUUUUAUCUCUACCGGUGUUGCAGCAAGAAGAUGUCUCUACAGCUUAUUUGCUACCCAUCUUUCUGUACCAAAACGCAAUUCUGUCUCGGACCAAGCUCGUUUUCGUACCGCGGUAUCUAGCUCUCUUGAUUGGAUCGCUUCAGCAACAUCGUUAUGCGCUUUUCCCGCCAUCGGCUUCAACGAGGAGCUCUGUACCCGUUGACGUGCAUAUCUCAGGACGGGUCCGACAAGCGGUACUUCAAAGCACCCGAUUUGUGUUGGAAUCCAUCAAUAAGGUCUCAUCUCCGACGUCGGAACUUGCAGCUCGCUGCGAUGCGAUCGCAGGGGUCUGGCGAGCUAUUCAAGCCUGGGGAGGCUACUUGGAAGGGGAUGAAGCAUGGUUAUCGCUCUUGCAGCGAACUGUAAGCGAUGCUUCUCGAGCUCUGGUUGGAGCAGAUCCGACUCUUGCUAGUGCGAUCUAUGGGGUGUUGGACAUCGCGGCCAGCUUGGAUUAUGGAGCCACUCAGUUGAAUAUCAAAGAUGAGACUGACGUGCAGGCUUGUAGCCGGAAUGUCCUUGCGCAUGCGAUGGCGGUACCCGAGAUUGAGAUUUCGGACCCAGCUUUGAAGCUACUGCUUACGGUAUCGAGGUAUCACGCUCUCACACACGAGACUUCCAGCUUCUUCGAACUGCUAUGCGACUGUACACGGCGCGCCAUACGCCAAGGGGAAGCAAAAGAUGUCUAUCGACGCAUAUGUCGUGGACCUCUCGUCGCAGCUAUCUUUCAACAGGAAAUGAAGCGCAACGCGGCCGACUCCUUGGCGGGAGGCGCUACCACCGAAGGAGUCUGGGCAAUAUUGCUUCGGAGACUUUCUCAACGGUUGGAUGGCUGUCAGAGAUCCUCUCAGGCUGAACAAGGCGCUCAAGUUGGAUCAAGCAAAAAACGACGCAUCAAUAAUGGUUCAGCGGUAACCGUGAAUGAGGGAAACGACUUGGCUGCCGAAUUCGGUAUUCUGUCUCGUUUGAUUUGCAUUCUGCUGGAUACCGUAAUCGACAGCCAGGUCGAGAAAGCGCCGGCGCUUCGGUCGUUGGUAGAGGAGCACUACCGUAUUUGGCAAGACAUGCGCUCUAACAUCACCAAGAGCACAGACGGCAACUCCUGGGCACGUGAGAUAAGAAAUGCUGGCAUCACAAGGCUGCUCAGCUCUGCCUUGCGAUUUGAGUCUUCGCUCCAAGAUCAUGCAAAUACCGUGUCCGGAGACUUCGAUGCACCUGUCAUGGCGGUAGCAGAGUCACGUUACGAAUCCUUCCUAGCGGCUUUUGAUUCCGCCGAAAAGCUUGGACUGUUUGCGGGGUCUGAUGAGUCACCUCUGCAAGGGUUCUUAUCGACCUCAGGGCAUGCUAGCUCCAAGUGGUCUGGGUACACAGGAACCUUGGAUGCCGAGAGCUUUGCGCCGGCUAUAUGGCAGACCGUAGCUACGCGGGGUGUCUCAGUCAUUGAAGCUUAUGCCACCGAUGACCAAGUGAACGUCUUUGCGCGCAAUCUAGUUCAUUAUGGUGCAGACGCUACGUUGGCACGAGAGCGCGGUUUCUCGGCUGCCAGUGCAAUCGAGAGGGUCAUGUGUUCCAGCGAGCUAUGGGAAAUGCCUCGCCUCCAAGCUGCAAUCUCACAGCAUGUGAAAGAUCAGAUGCAGACAGUACACCCAAGUCCAGCGGCUGUCAAGAAUGUCUAUAUGUUCCUGAUGCUUACUCCGGUUGAAUACCUGAGUCGCAAUCUACGGAAUUUCACCGUUAGCAAAGCCUAUGAAUGGGACAUAACCUUUGCAAGAUCCGCGGAACGCCAGGAAGAGUCAAUGCUUUUGAGACGAUAUCUCAGCAGGACCAUAGCCGAAACGGGUUACAUCGGCAAUCUGGAAACCGAGAAUAUCGACGUACUUCUGGUGCCUUCCUCUCCAUCAGCGACACAAAGCAAUGAAAUCACUCGAGAACUGUUUGCGGGUCUUCUGAGCGCACUGUUAAGGGAAUCGAGGAAUGAGAGAAAUUCUGGUUUGCUGGCAUACCUCGUUGUCAAGCUAGUGAACGAUAUCAGUCGACACCAGCGACUAGGCACCAUAUGUGCCAUCCUCUUGACGGCACCUCGCGAACUGAGUAUCGGCGCUGAAGCCUUGCCGAGUCAUAUUCUUGGCAGCCUGGACGAGCUUCACCGCAAGAUGAGCCGGGUGUACGACAAACAUUUCAGAAACAACGACAUCACCGAGGAUCUUCUCUGUAUAUACCGGGCGAUAGUUGUGUAUAGCUCAUGGAGGAAUCCAGGCGCAUCCUUUGACCCAGCAAUUAGCAAAGGCUUGGCACGACGGGCGAUACAGGUUUGCCUGCGACGAGUCACCGAAGGCGAAGUUGAUCCAAGCUGGAGAAUCGUCAGCAUAGCAGCGCCUGCUCUGGAGACCUUGGCCAUGGAAGUGGCGUCGGAACAAAACGAAGCAGGCAUUCAGAUGUGGCUUGCGGCUUGGGUCGAGAUCAAAGCUGCCAAUGGCGAAGCCUCAGCAGGCUCCGCUGAUGACGAUCUAUUAUUGGACAAGCUGUACAAACGCAGUUUAUCACAAAUCACCUCUGCAACAUAUGAAUCAUUGCUGUCGACCCUGAUGGACAGCCUUGCACUGCCGACCGGAUCGGCCGGAAAAGUUGCUGUAGCGUCUCUGCAGGCCUGUUCGCUGCUCUUGGAAUUGCAGAUCAACGGCUCCGGCAAGGUCUUCAAAUUAUACCUGAGCAGGCUGUUGGCCGUCCUGCAUCGUUGCAUCACAGACGGCCCAGACACGGCAUUAUUGGUUCAAGCUUUGCGCAUCAUAGAUAUGAUCAGCGAGAGGAAGCCUGUCAGCCUCAGCGAGCAAGACGCGAGCGAAAUCGUACUCUCUUGCUUUGCCGCUUUGUCGCCUUCAGUCACAAACAAGGACUUGCAGACGAGUCUCGAAAUACCGACACUGGUCCUGUCGAUUUGCAACUCGCUUGUCCGACACCGCAGGGAUCUAACGCUCAACGUACUCCCACAAUUGAUGAGAACCUACUCGAGGAUGUUUGUGCUGUUCGCUCGUCCCCGAGCCAGUAUCGGAUCGGGCAGGCUACGAAAUAUCGUCAUCAAUCGGCGACCGAAAUGGAUGGGCCCCAAAGAUGACGAUUGUUUGGGGGACCAGGAGGCUUCGACCUUUGCGAGAGCGAUCGGCACCUUGACGGGGAGAUCGAUGAUCCGGAGAGGGAAGUCUGCAAGCGAUCCAUCCGUUGGCAAUCAGGUCGAUCGAGAGCUUGGCAGUCUCGUCGGGCAACUAUCAAAGCACGCGCCUGGGGUCCUCGUGGCAUACGUGAGAGCGGUAGCCGACCCGCUCUCUGGGAUGCCUGUUUCAGUCAGAGGGGAACUCGAGCCUGGCCUCUUUGCUCUUUGCGAAGCCAUCACCGCCGGAGGGAAGGCUCAGUAUGGCAAGGGACCGGGAGAAGGCGUCGGGGAAGCGUUUGGGCUGGGCGAGGGCGAUAAUGUCGAUACGGAAUACGAGGUCUGGGUCGAUCUGUGGCAAAGAUGGACCAACAAGAGGUAUACCGGGCAGGGUUAAUCGGCGAGGCUUCAAAAUCUUGUGCAGUGUAACAACAAUAUCAUAUGAUAUCCGUGAUGCACAUCACGAUCAUCUCUUGCUGCAACGCGCUCUUUGAUGAUGAGGUGGGCGGCGGAAGCGGAUUAGGAGCUAGAGGAGAGAGCAAGGGGGCAGGGAGCAGGGAGGAGCUGGCAAUGGUCC